AUGAUUCAAGUAGUAAUUCUUCGAUUCAUGUUAGCUUCCAUUUUGGUGAUUGGGUGCAUAGGUGGUGAGUUAAAAAUGAAAUAUUAUGAGAAACUAUGUGAUACGGUUUCGGUUGAGAAUACAGUACGGGAGAUUGUAUGGAGCAAAGUUGCCGCGACUCCUGCAUUGGCAGCAAAGCUUUUAAGGCUUCAUUACCAUGAUUGCUUUGUUCGGGGAUGUGACGGUUCGAUACUGUUGGACCCUACAGUAAAUACAACCACGGAAAAAACAGCAGGACCUAAUAGAUCUGUUUCUGGGUAUGAUGUUAUUGAUGAAAUAAAGGAAAAGCUAGAAGUUGAUUGUCCAGGGGUUGUUUCUUGUGCUGAUAUUGUUGCAUUAGCAGCUAGAGAUGCUGUGUCAUUCCAAUUUCAAACAGAAAUGUGGCCGGUUUUAACUGGUAGAAAAGACGGGAAAUUUUCAUUGGCAUCAGAGGUUGGUGUCAAUUUACCAUCUGCAAACGCCAAUUUCACAACACUCCUGGACCAAUUCGGAACCAAGGGAUUAGGCCUUGAUGAUCUUGUAACACUUUCAGGGGCACAUACAAUUGGAAUCUCGCGUUGCAUCCUGAUUGCAAGAAGGCUCCACAACUUUACCGGAGUAGGAGAUGCUGAUCCUUCUCUCAACACAACUUAUGCACAAACACUGAGGAAUAUAUGCCCAAACCCUGUGAACUCAACCACUCUUCUUGAAAUGGAUCCUGAUAGCUCCCUCACCUUUGAUUCCGAUUACUAUAGGUCAUUGAACCAACAUAAAGGUCUAUUCGUAUCUGAUGCAGCAUUACUCACAAACCCAAAAUCAGCUCAUAUAGCACAAGUUUUAGAAAAUCCCGCGGUUUUCUUUGCCCGGUUUGCUAGAUCUAUGGUACGAAUGGGUGCUAUCGAAGUCCUUACAAAUGGUCAAGGACAAGUCAGGAGAAAUUGUCGUGUCAUUAAUGAUGAAUGA
This is a messenger RNA of Erigeron canadensis, 981 nucleotides long. RefSeq names its product peroxidase 24-like. Gene Ontology annotation, cellular component: plant-type cell wall; plasmodesma. Bases 1 to 981 code for a protein of 326 amino acids. The transcript has 4 exons. The record is from RefSeq and is a predicted model, not a curated record. Gene Ontology annotation, biological process: response to oxidative stress; hydrogen peroxide catabolic process. Gene Ontology annotation, molecular function: peroxidase activity; heme binding. Lineage: Eukaryota; Viridiplantae; Streptophyta; Magnoliopsida; Asterales; Asteraceae.